This is a messenger RNA of Paramuricea clavata, 5432 nucleotides long. Lineage: Eukaryota; Metazoa; Cnidaria; Anthozoa; Malacalcyonacea; Plexauridae. The record is from the annotation of a GenBank genome assembly.
AUGGUGGUUUCAGCACAGUUAGAUGGCAUUCCUGGAGAAGCUUACUGCGGAGCGGUUGGCCCUGCUGGGAUAGAAAGAAGAACGAAAGAAGUAAUAGUUGGACGAACGUUAGUUGAUCUUAAACAGAAAAACAUUCCUGUUCGUGUAGUUAACUUGUCUUCUACGAGAAAGAAGUUAUCCAGAGGGACAGAGAUUGCUGUGUGUGAGCCAAUAGCUUGCAUAACACCGAUAUUAGCGUCCUCUAGUAAAGAGCAGAAGGUAACAUUGGACGUCGACUCAAUUCCGGAACACCUCCAAGAUCUCUACAAGAAAAAUGUUGAUGGUCUCAACCAAUUGAGAUUACAAUGAUGUGUUCUCUAAAGGAUCUGGCGAUAUUGGUCGAGCAAAAGGGACGAAGAAUAAGAUAAACACUGGAGAUGCCCAACCUAUUAAACAAGCACCAAGACGACUUCCAAUGAGGAAAAGCGACGAAGCUAUUCAAGCGGUCGAGGAGAUGGAGAAACAGGGGAUCGUAGAACCUUCGAUGAGUCCUUGGAGUUCGCCCAUUGUACUUGUUCGAAAAAAGGAUGGGUCGACUCGAUUCUGUGUGGAUUAUCGCCGACUAAAUGAUAUCACGAGGAAAGAUUCAUUUCCGUUACCACGAGUUGAUAUUACCCUGGACGCUCUGAAUGAUGCUAAAUGGUUUACCACUCUCGAUUUAAAGAGUGGCUAUUGGCAGGUCGAACUUGACCCAGCUGACAAAGAAAAGACUGCGUUUUCGUUUGGACAAGGAUUAUGGCAAUUUAAUGUAAUGCCAUUUGGACUAUGUAAUGCGCCUGCAACAUUAGUGAAAGAUUGAUGGAAGCGGUAUUGAGAGGGUUACCCUGGAACAUUAGUUUAGUAUACCUCGAUGACAUUAUUGUACAUGCGAAAGUUUUGAUACACAUUUGGCAAAUUUGAAAUGUGUUCUUGAAAGGUUACGAGAAGCAAAUUUGAAACUGAAUCCGAAGAAGUGUACUUUAUUUCGAACUGAAGUUACAUACUUAAGGCUAUGUUGUUGUACUUAGGCUAUGUUAGACGAAGGGAUAUCGGCAAAUCCAGUCAAAGUUGAAGCCGUCAAGGCCUGGCCUUCCCCAGCAAAUACGCACCAAGUGCGAAGCUUUUUGGUUUGUGCACCUAUUACCGACGAUUCGUACCUAGAUUUCCCCAACUUGCCAAGCCACUUCUACUGCUAGCAGAGAAAGGCGCAGUUUUUGAAUGGACUGAGCAAUGUAAUCAGGCUUUUCAAACAUUAAAAGACCUCUUGACCAAAGCACCGGUACUGGCUUAUCAGAUUUUGACAAACCCUUUGUAUUGGACACGGACGCAAGUGACGUGGCGAUAGGUGUAGAGCAUCUGAUCAGUUAUUUUAGCAGAACUUUAAGUGGACCUGAGAAGAAGUACUGCGUUACUCGAGAAGAAUUGUUGGCUAUCGUUCAGGCUACAGGUCAUUUUCACCACUAUUUGUAUGGCAACCCCUUUACCAUCCGUAAUGACCAUGCCUCUUUACAGUGGUUACUCAACUUCAAGAACCCUGAGGGUCAGACAGCAAGAUGGCUCCAAAAGCUUCAACUGUACGACUUCGCAGUUUUUCAACGUCGUAGUAAAUUGCACGGUAACGCUGACGCUCUGUCCAGAAGACCUUGCGAAGAAACAGGGUGCAAAUAUUGUGAGAAGAGAGAUAUCGUAGAAGCCCUAGCGAAUCAGCAUCAGUCGGAUGAUCAGGAAACGACUGCCUGUGAGGAACCAACCGUUUUGACCGUUUCAACCGAAACAGCUGGGCAUCCAAGCGAAGUGUUAAGAAUUGAAAAAGCACAGAAACAGGAUUCAGAAAUCCAAAUUAUCCUACAAUGAAUAAAUGAAUCGACGGACAAACCACCUUGGCAAGAAGUGACCUCUCACAAUAUAGCAGUAAAGACAUAUUGGGGACAGUGGGAAUCUUUAAAAAUCCACGAUGAGAAGUUGUACAGGUGUCUGGACACCGAAAAACCUGAAAUCAGUCGCUGGCAACUUGUAGUUACACGGUUGUUACGAAGAGAAGUGUUUGAGCAAGUGCAUGGUUCUCCAACGUGUGGACAUUUUGGGGUCACGAAGACUUUUGCUAGGAUUCGAGAACGGUUCUUUUGGCCACGGUGUCGUCAAUCUGUGGAAGAGUGGUGUCGAAAGUGCGAGAAAUAUGCAUUCAGUAAAGGACCUGGCAGAAGGCAUAAAGGACCAAUGAGGCAAUUCAAUGUAGGGGCCACACUGGAAAGAGUGGCGUCGGACAUUUUGGGACCUUUGCCAACUUCGAGUAGAGGAAACAAAUAUAUACUCAUUGUGGGUGACUAUUUUACGAAAUGGAUAGAAGCAUAUCCUCUCGAGAAUCAGAAAGCAGAGACUGUGGCGAAGGUGUUUGUUAGGGAAUUCGUUUCACGGUUCGGAGUUCCAUUACAGUUGCAUUCGGAUCAAGGAAGAAACUUUGAGUCGAGAUUAUUUAAAGAAAUGUGUAGUUUGCUUGGUAUUGAUAAAACGCGGACGACAGCAUUGCAUCCCCAAUCAGGCGGCAUGGUCGAAAGGUUUAACAGAACUCUGGAAAAUCAGGUAGCAAUAUUUGUAGAGAAAUACCAACAAGAUUGGCAUAGCCACUUUCCGCUGAUAUUGUUAGCUUAUCAUUCAGCCAUACACGAAAGCACUGGACAAACGCCAUCGUGUCUUAUGUUUGGCAGAGAAGUUAAUUUGCCGGUGGAUCUACUGUAUGGUCGUCCACCAGAUCGACUCACAGGAGAUUGAAACAGUACAGGACUAUGUUGACCAACUAAGGACGAGAAUUGAAAACGUUUAUUAAUUUGAAAGAAUGCGUAUACGCGUAGCGAGUGAUCGAAUGAAACGGCGGUAUGAUAUCGGAAGUACCAGAAAAAUAUUUCAAUGUGGUGACGUUGUUUGGUCAAGGAAAAAAGGAUUGUCACCGAAACUCUCAACUGAUUGGAAAGGACCUUAUUUAAUAGUGAGGCGGAUAAAUGAAUUGUUAUAUUGGAUACAGAAAUCCCCUCGAACGAAGUCCCGUGUUGUACAUAGAAAUAGGUAAUGGCAUUAUUUGUCUAAUCGAGACGUUUAGACUUGGAGAGGAGGCAAUUUAGCGUGCAAACCGGAAAACAUUAACUAUAGUAAUUUAAAUUUAUAAUCAGAGUGCGGACAAUAUAUAAGUGUGUGAUUUUUAGACAAUAAAGUUGUUGUUGUAGUGUGACUGUUGUUUCUAAGUUGAUCCGAAACGCGACAGUAUUUUUAUAGCUAUUUGUUGUAUUUAACUAAAAUGUAAACAUUAAAAAAAGCCCGCAAUCUAUGACCCUGACACUAAUCCUUUAAGUCUUCAAACGCUAUCGCUUUCGUGUUUUUGCGAAGACAAUAUAUAUUUUUGCACAGGAAGAUUUCUCUCGAAGAUGAAGUAGGACCCGUUACACGAAGAAGUAUGAUAUAUAAUUUACACGAAGAAAUAUGAUAUAUAAACGGCUACACUUUGGUUUAAAUUAACGUAGACAUCGUAAUAAGGAAAAUUGCCGUCAUUUUUGGAGCGGUUUUUCCUUAUUUUCUUGUAUUAUUGCAAAAUACGAGUUCACAGUCAUGUUAAAAACGCUUGUCAGCGGUCGUUAGUCACUGCCUACUUUGGGUAAUUUGGUGGUUAAACGCUCCAUGCAAGCCCCACAAAGCCCCGCGCAUGCACAAUUAAGUACGCGUGAUCAGUUAACUACCCGACUAACUAUACGUUUUGUGCAGCGCAGUCAACUCAUGUAGCUAGUUAACUAACUUCAGUUAAGUAUUUAACAACGAUAGGUAACGCUAACUGCAGUUAACUUCAACUAUAUGUUUUUAUUAUAAGUCUCAAUAUUCAGAUUCAAGGGAAAGCAAAACUACGCUCGAAACUACCUAUUUCCCAAGGAAACAGACAUCAAGUGUUUUGUUAUAUAACGACGAAAGAAAAUUUGAAUUCAUACAGCAAUUGUAUUUCAUGACAACUCUAUAGUCCAAACGAGUUAAAAUAAUGCACUGAAACGGUGUUAGCAUGCCGCAUAUAUCCUGUUCCUGUUGAGUAUUUUCUGCUCUAUAAAUAUAAGUUAAUUAGUUUGCAAUCUAAUUUUAUUAACUCAUCAUCCACACAUCCAAACAUAUUAGCUCAUCAUUCAUUAUUUCUAUAAUAUGCACAAAAGUUACUUGGUAUUCAACAUUUCCUUUUAGGCCAACACAACUGCUUCAAGUUGUCUUCACCAUUUCAACAAUGGUAAUAAAACAUCAGGUAAUUACACCAUUUUCAAUUUUGCACAAAAACGUCGUACAGUGUAUUGUGAUAUGGAAUCUGAACCAGGAUCCGUUUGGACCCUCGUCAUGUCAUUUGCGAGAGAAAACAAAGAUUUGAGCUCAUUCAAAUCCAUAAAAAUGUCUGCAGCGGGUGCAUCCCGAAACAAACUCGCUCCGAAUUGGUCUGACUACAGAGUAGGCAAGGGCCAAAUGGUUUAUGUAAAGUCCAAGGCAACUCAUUGGCGAGUUACAUGCAGUUUUCAGCAAUCUGGCGUGGAAAUCAAGACUGACUACGUCCGAGCUGCGUUUGCUGAUUUUGAUUUCAUGGGUGACUUUUGGGAUGGAUGCAGAAACGUGCGUUACAUAAGUGUCAUGGGACAAUCUUGUUCAAAGUGUACUGCAUACUGGCGGCAGGGUGAUAACGUUACCCUGACUAUCCCUGCAGUUAGUCGAGACCCUUUUUGUGAUAUAAAAAGCAACGAGAGUGAAAACUACUAUUUUGGGUCGUACCACACUUACGAUCCCGCAUUUCGUUGUACAGAAUCUCCAAAUUCAACAACGAAUUACUGGUUCGGUUCUUAUGCUUGAUGCGUGGUUUCUGCAUAAGGCUCAAUUAACGGACACAAAAGUCGUUGAGCACUAUGACACUCUUGGUCAACGAAUACAAAAGCUAACAUUGCAUGCAAUAACAAUAUUUAUUACAUUCACUUUGAAAUUAAGGCGGCUCAAUACAGUUUUUAAUUUAAAAUAAUGCAAAAUUCACGAUGACUUCUAUAAAACGACAUCUAUAGAGUUUGAAUUUUUGCACAAAAGUUACGCACAGAGGCGUUGCCAGGAUUUUUGGUCAGGGGGGCAGCAAAAACCGAGGUGGGGCGAACAAAUUUUCCACACCACAACAUUUUAAAUCUCCCCGUCGACAACUUUUUUGGUAAAAAAAUUUUCCGGACAAUAACAUAUACAUUAAAUACAAUAUUAAUUGCUUUCGUAGCACUUUUCCCCAUUUCCGUAUCACUUUUUCCGAUGCUUCACCACGAAUAUUCCGACAACAUUAAGCCCGCGUUAAAACUUCCCUGGUAAAAAAAAGAUUGGUUUAAAUUCAUCUAACCCUCAUUUAAUACUUUUUGAAAUAAUUAGGUUUAGAAAAG